This is a messenger RNA of Hirsutella rhossiliensis, 597 nucleotides long. RefSeq lists its product as uncharacterized. Lineage: Eukaryota; Fungi; Ascomycota; Sordariomycetes; Hypocreales; Ophiocordycipitaceae. Bases 1 to 597 code for a protein of 198 amino acids. The record is from RefSeq and is a predicted model, not a curated record. The transcript has a single exon.
AUGCCCAAGCGCCGCGCCGCUAUUAUCACUGACUCCGACGUUGACGAGUCUUCUCCGUCAGGAGACGACGUGGGCAUUGAUAUUCUCAUUGCCACACGUGGUGAUCUGAUACUCUUGGUCGGCGAAUCGAGACGCCGGAUUCGAGUCCACUCCGAAGUCAUGCAUGAAGGCUCAAGUGUCUUUCACGUUUUGCUUGGCAGCAGGCCCAAUGCCAGUCCUCGGGAAGCCAAUAAACGCCCUAUUGAGCUGAGCCUCCCAGACGAUAAUGCAGGGACUAUCGCCCUUCUCUGUAAUAUUCUGCACUGCGCUACAACCUUGAAGCAUACGCCCAGCUCGAGAGAGAUACUUGCCUUGGCUAAAGCUGCUCGCAAAUACAAUGCUUUGCCGCGGGCUGUUUUCACAGCAGAGGUUUGGAUCGAGAAACUCUCCGGCUUCCAGAAUAGUGAGCUUCUCUGGGAUCUUCUUCUCGCCGCGUACGAGAUGGACCUGGAUGGUAGCUUCGACAAAGUGAGCCGCCAGCUGCUUUUAAUGCACUCUGGAUCGUUUCGAGAACUCGUGGGCUAUGUCGCACGAAAUUGCUUGGCCGCUGAUCUGUAA